AUGUCUGAAUUGUCUCAUCCCUCAAUCAAAGAUGGUUGGUUCGCCGAAAUCAGCGACACCAUGUGGCCCGGCUCUGCCAUGUCCUUGAGAGUGGAAAAGGUCUUGUACGCUCAGAAGUCCAAAUACCAGGACGUUCUCGUUUUCAAGUCGACAGACUACGGCAACGUACUCGUGUUGGACAACUGCAUCCAGGUCACCGAGCGUGACGAGUACUCGUACCAGGAGAUGAUCACCCACUUGGCCAUGAACUCCCACCCAAACCCCAAGAAGGCGUUGGUGAUUGGUGGUGGAGACGGUGGUGUGUUGAGAGAGAUCUUGAAACACUCGACCAUCGAGGAGGCGUGGUUGUGUGACAUUGACGAAGCGGUCAUUGAGGUUUCCAAGAAAUACUUGCCAGGAAUGUCCAAGUCGUACGAGGACCCUAGAACUAAGGUUCACAUUGGCGACGGCUUCAAGUUUUUGGAGGACUACAAGAACACUUUCGAUGUCAUCAUCACUGACUCGUCGGACCCUGAGGGCCCUGCAGAGUCUCUUUUCCAGAAGCCUUACUUCGAGUUGUUGAAGGGCGCCUUGACCGAGAAGGGUGUUAUCACCACCCAGGCUGAGAGCAUCUGGUUGCACAUGGACAUCAUCUCCAAGUUGAAGAAAGACUGCAAGCAGAUUUUCCCCGUGGCUGAGUAUGCCUAUACCUCGAUCCCAACGUACCCCUCUGGUACCAUUGGGUUCAUGGUGUGCUCCAAGGACCCUAACGCCAAUGUGAAGAAGCCCUUGAGGUUUGAGUGGGACGACAAGUUUGUCGAUGAGAACUUGAAGUAUUACAACGCCAAGGUGCACGAGGCCUCCUUUGUGUUGCCUCAGUGGGCCGACAAGAGGUUGAAUAGAGAGUAA
Candidozyma auris is the source of this 888-nucleotide messenger RNA. It is a transcript of the gene SPE3, whose product is annotated as spermidine synthase. The transcript has a single exon. Gene Ontology annotation, molecular function: spermidine synthase activity. The record is from RefSeq and is a predicted model, not a curated record. NCBI's taxonomy places the organism in Eukaryota, Fungi, Ascomycota, Pichiomycetes, Serinales, Metschnikowiaceae. Gene Ontology annotation, biological process: spermidine biosynthetic process. Bases 1 to 888 code for a protein of 295 amino acids. Gene Ontology annotation, cellular component: cytosol.